Messenger RNA from Ogataea parapolymorpha DL-1, 2211 nucleotides. RefSeq lists its product as uncharacterized. Lineage: Eukaryota; Fungi; Ascomycota; Pichiomycetes; Pichiales; Pichiaceae. The coding region runs from base 1 to 2211 and encodes 736 amino acids. The transcript has a single exon. The record is from RefSeq and is a predicted model, not a curated record. Gene Ontology annotation, molecular function: protein dimerization activity.
AUGUCACUUUUCGACUUCGACGCCUACAAUGGUGCCAUAUCGUCAUUGAACAAAAGAACAUCCGUUUCGCGGUCUAUGGAUGAGGAGUAUCCCUACUCUGAUCUCAAUUUUGCCGAUCUGAACGAUGUGAUGAGCAGUUACAAUUCCAGCGGCAUGUCCCCUUACUCCAGCGGUUCGUCUCCAGACAACAUGUUUCCAAUGACAUUUGACCCUCACAGCUAUGAUGAGAGCAAUGACAUGAUGAUGAAAUCCGAGUCCACCAGCACUGUGACUGCCAACACUGGAGAACUUCCGUCGCUGUCCACAACAAGAACAGGUUCGACACAAAGCGACCCAGUUGUGAAACUGGAAGAUGAAGAUAUCGCCAUGCUGAAGCGCAGGAAACAGCCUAGCUCUAAGAUAAUCGACCAUCCAAUCUCGAAAGGCAAGAAGUUCAAAUCACCUCAUAACCUGAUUGAGAAAAAAUAUAGAACUAACAUCAACACCAAGAUUGUUGAGCUGCGGAACUGUGUCCCGACACUACGUAUUCUUGUGGCGAAGGAAAAUAACCACCACACGAAUUCCACAGUGAAAGAUGAUGAGUAUGUUGAUGAUUACGAAGGAGACGGGUACACGGAUGACGAAGAAAAGUUGGACGGAUUACAACCGGCUAGGAAACUGAACAAGGCAACAAUAUUAUCCAAGGCUGCUGAGUACAUCAAACAUCUUGAAUGGAAGCAUGAAAUCUUGAAACGGAAAAAUGAGCAGUUGACACGCAUGCUCAAAAAUGCAAACGCGGAGAUUGACCUGACCGAAUCCCCUGAGGAAGCGUUUAACCCCUCAUACAGUGGCUCCAGUCACAAUUCCUCGCCUUCACAAUAUUCAAAUACUUCUCCAAACACCAACUCUGAAGGCUCAAUGCCCCUGUCGAACAAAGUGUUGCUCGGUGGAAUGACAUGCAUGCUGGGAGCAUCUGCCUUUGACGAUAUGUCGGGUGGUGUUGGAGAUAGAAAAGGUUUGUUUUCCAUUCCUAUCUUUGCAUUUUCGACCGCCUCGUCGUCAACUUCGUUUAACCCAUCUUUGUUGAGGCCUUUCUGGGGAGUCUCCAAGCUGCUGCUCUGUAUUGCCAUGUUUUAUCUUUACAUCGUGGCUCCGCUCCUGGGAACGGAGAAAAAGCAGUUCCGUCCCGUCAAGACGUACAACCGUCUGACGAAUAUGACUACUGCGGAUGUCGAGCACUUACUGAAAACUGCGGAUGCUUCAAAGCUUUAUGUUGGGCUUCUUGGUUUGCUUUACAUGGAGUCUAACGAGACAACCUUGUUUAUGAAGUGUCUUUACAUGAAGAAGUGCGGCAAGCUUGCGGGCUCGGCUCUUUUUGGACGUCAAAUAUUCGACCGUUGGGGAAAGUAUUAUUUCAACCAGUUGAAGAGUUCAGCAAAGGAUUCUAAGCUUUGUCUGCUGUUGCAGAACACAACAUACGAAGAACUGCCUAUUAUGCCCUUGAAACAAUAUGAACAGUUUGAUUUUAUUACGCAAAUACUCCGCUCGCUUGCAGACUCUCUUUUCGAGGAGUCGCUCAUGAAAAUGGUCUGGUUCCAUGCAUUGAACCGCAAAUACCAGGAAGAAAAACAAGACACUUUGGAGCUUGAGAUCACAGCUACCAAGGUCCAGAUUACACGCUUAUUACAGCGCUGCGCCGAUAUCUCCAAAAUCCUCGAUCAACCAACUUCUCGGUGCUCCAUCAUCAAAUUCCUGCUAAAGCCCACCGAGGACAACCUCAAGGAGGCUUUCAAAAACCCACAAGCUGACUGCGACAUUGUUGUUGGUCUUGUCUGCUGUGUGCUGAAGUACCAACUGCUCAAUUGCGCAGACCAGUACGAAUUGCUGGUUGAGUGGUUCGGCAAGCUGCAGCUCCCAAAGUUCAGCAACGGAGUCUGUAUGUCGUUAUUUGAGUUCGUCGCCGCUCUCAAUGUUUUAGAGCUGACCACGCCAGACCUUCUCCACAAACUCAACGAGUUUGACAACGACGAGGCGGAGAAGGAAAGCCAUAUGGAUGCAGACGCGGACCAUGCUCCGCGUCCGAUCAUCUCCAAAUUGAACUUCAGACUACUCAACGUCGUGGCAAACAUGCGCAUAUUUGCCGGAAGCGACAAAUUCAGUGCUUCAAUCGAAGCGAAGGAUCAAUUGGUUGAUUUUCUCGUUGGACUGAUCGAAGAGCUUAACGGAUGCUAA